AUGCAUCUCAAAAUAUUGUCUGAUACUCUGCAGUACAUCCACCUUGACGGAACUUACAGCCUGCUAACUGCGAGAAAUGCGAAACUUGUGUUUGAAUGGUUUAAACUUCUAGAUUGCCAUAACACAGGCAGUCUAAAUGAUAUACAGUUUUUUCAUUUCUUGAACGCUAUAACGAAUUUAGGAAAAGUAAAAAUUUAUAAGGUGUUCGACAUGUUGGACGUUGACGGGUCUGGCGACAUUGAUUACGAUGAGUUUUACUUGAUAAUAUGCAUUCUGAUUGCAAUUAAGGACAAUCAAGAAAAGCAGUUCAUCUACAGGCACUCCAGAACUGUGUUUGAGCUUCUAGACGAAGAUGGAUCCAAUUCUGUUUCUGCAGAGGAGUUUAAAAACUUUGGUUUCCUUUUCAACUUCCACAGUCGUGCUGUUGCAACAAUUUUCGAUGAGUUUGACAUAUCGGGUGACCAGGAACUUGACUAUAAGGAGUUCAAGAUGUUCACAAUGGCCUGCAUCGACAGACAGAUGGACAUCGAGAAGGACAAGAAAAAGAAACACGUUCAAAAACUGGUAAGCGAUAGACUGCGUGAGAAGAAGAAGUUGGAAGAAGAGUUCCAGAAGCACAGGAACAAGCUGAUGUUCGUCACUGCCUUCCUGUCGACCAAGAACCAGUCCGCACAUCGGCUGGUGAGGACCAACAGUAGAAAGAUAUCCGUGUGAGUUUAUGUUGACACGCGGGAAGGGCAUCAUCGAAAUCUUCUUCUAACCCAUUGAGCAGGAAAUGUCUGCAGGAAACAUCGCGAUAAGGGUACAAGCACAAUAUUGCGACUGCUUCCGU
This is a messenger RNA of Priapulus caudatus, 832 nucleotides long. RefSeq names its product EF-hand calcium-binding domain-containing protein 9-like. NCBI's taxonomy places the organism in Eukaryota, Metazoa, Priapulida, Priapulimorpha, Priapulimorphida, Priapulidae. The transcript is spliced from 4 exons. Gene Ontology annotation, cellular component: cytoplasm; sperm principal piece. Gene Ontology annotation, biological process: flagellated sperm motility. Gene Ontology annotation, molecular function: calcium ion sensor activity. The coding region runs from base 1 to 714 and encodes 237 amino acids. The record is from RefSeq and is a predicted model, not a curated record.